AUGAAUGCACAGAAGGCACGCGUUGCAUGUAUGUCAAAUAAGUUUAAAAACAUAAGAGAAAUAGGUGAAGAUACAUAUCAAGUGAUGCUCAAAGAUAGAUUUUAUAGAUGUGAUACAUGUUUACAAGAGGCAUUCUUCACUUUAGAUAAUGCUAAAUACUGGUAUUUAGUUUUCAUUUAUGAUUUUAUGUAUAAAUGCAUGGAUGUUAAUCGUUUUCAUUUCAUUGAAGGUGAUACUGAUUCAUCUUAUUGGGCAAUCGCUGGCGACCCAAAUCUUCCUAACACUCAAGCAUUUCAAGCAAUUGUUACCGAUAAACAAUUUUAUGAUAAAAACAUUUUCAAAUUCGCACCUUUUGAUUUCUUCUGUUUUGAUGAGAAAUUUAAACCUAAAUUAAAGAAUAAAGCUGAAGAAAAAGCACAUGAGAAAAAAUUAUUGGGUUUAGCAAUUGAGAAACAAGGUGAUAACAUGGUUGCUUUAUGUCCUAAGUGUUAUACAUCAUUCAACGGUUCAAUUGAUGGAAGUGAUUUUAAAAAGAUUGCACAAAAAAUGAAGGGUGUUAGUUUAAGACAAAAUAAGCAAUUAACACCUAAAAAAUAUUUGGAUAUAAUAAAUGAUAAAGUGAUAUUUGAUGGUCAGAAUAUUAAUUUACAACUUAAAAACGGGUCAAUGACUCGCUUAACAAUCGGUAAGACUGCAUUAACAGGAGCACACACUAAGGCUGUAUGUUGUGAAAAUGGAUGUUGUAUGCCAUUUAUUUAA
Messenger RNA from Trichomonas vaginalis G3, 759 nucleotides. RefSeq lists its product as uncharacterized. The transcript has a single exon. Bases 1 to 759 code for a protein of 252 amino acids. The record is from RefSeq and is a predicted model, not a curated record. NCBI's taxonomy places the organism in Eukaryota, Parabasalia, Trichomonadida, Trichomonadidae.